CAAAGCUCAUUAUUUUGUGACGACUGGCGCUGCCUGGCUGUUGUUUCGGCGGCGACUGAAACUCAGAAACCAACAUAAACAAUGGCUGAAGAUCACGCAGACAUGGAUCAGAGCAUGGAAAGUCAAACAGCGAAAAUCGAGGAUACAGAGCGUGUUAACGCAGACAAGAUCUCUAAACAGAAGGUUGAUCUUCAGUCUCUCCCAACAAGGGCUUAUCUGGACCAGACGGUGGUUCCAGUCCUUCUACAGGGACUCUCUGUGCUAGCUAAAGAAAGGCCGCACAAUCCAAUUGAAUUUUUAGCCGCCCACCUGCUUCAGAACAAGUCUCAAUAUGAGGACCGCAUUUGACAUCUGAAGAAGCCACACUGGUGUAAAUGCUAUGCAUUUCAUUCUAGACCUGAAUUGUAAAAGAAAAUCUUGUUUGUUUUUAAUAUACAUGCUGUACCUGAUGGAGUGUACUUAUUCCUUUAUAUUAUGAUGUUUUUUGUGUGCCAUUUCUUUUUGUGACUAUUCCUUCCCCUGUACAUGGAGAAUAAACAUGCAUGAUUGAUCUCACAUUGUAA
Messenger RNA from Esox lucius (northern pike), 563 nucleotides. RefSeq names its product protein dpy-30 homolog. The coding region runs from base 82 to 348 and encodes 88 amino acids. Gene Ontology annotation, cellular component: Set1C/COMPASS complex. Lineage: Eukaryota; Metazoa; Chordata; Actinopteri; Esociformes; Esocidae. The record is from RefSeq and is a predicted model, not a curated record. The transcript has 4 exons.